Nezara viridula (southern green stink bug) is the source of this 4013-nucleotide messenger RNA. The record is from the annotation of a GenBank genome assembly. Lineage: Eukaryota; Metazoa; Arthropoda; Insecta; Hemiptera; Pentatomidae.
AUGGGUGGGGUAGCGUGGAAGAGCCCACAGUUGCCAGUAGUCAUGUUGUCGUGGUUGGUGCUGUGCGUACUCUUGCCGGCUUCUUCGGCGGAUCUCGAGCUGUCGUCCCAGGUCUCCGGGGAUGUCGUCCACUUCACGUUGGCCGCCAGGACCAGGGGCUACAUCGCUGUUGGUUUCUCACUCAACGGGAAGCUCUCCGGUUCAGAUAUAGUUGUCGGAUGGGUAGACGAUUCCUCGGGAGAAGGAAAUGUUCUGGACUGUCAUGGUGUAGAAGGCAGAUCUUCCCCACAGAAAGAUUCCACGCAGAACUACAAGCUCCUUGAAGCAAAACAGAAUGAAACUCAUACCGUAAUUAAAGUGUCAAGACCGUGGGACACAUGUGACCGAAAAGGAGAUGUUGUUUUGGUGAAUGAUACAAUGAGAUUAAUAUGGACAGUAAGCGAGGAUGAUCCUCGAAGGUUUGGAUGGGAUGCUAUUGAAUGGUCUGGACCUAGAGGUUUUCACAUCGGUUCUUCAAUUCAUCAGGAUGAUUUAGUUGGACACAAAUUUUGGGAUGUAAUCGCACAAGAUUUUACCCUCCCUACUGAUGUGCCAUCGUUUCAUUGGUGCAAAAUUUACAAAGUUCCUCAACUUUCAAAGAAACACCAUAUCAUUGGAUAUAAACCGAUAGUAGAAGAUGGGCACAGCGCCUUGGUUGCCAAGAUGGUCUUCUACGAGUGCCUUGGAGGGCCACAGUUUGAAAUUUUCGGAAGUCACCCUGGCGCACCUUGCCACGAUACUCAUACGCCAAAGGAAUGGACUGCCUGCCACACACCUGUCAUAGUAUGGGCUACAGGAAGCCAAGGUCAGUUACUACCACAACAUAUUGGACUCCCAAUGGCAGAAGGUGAAGGAAAAUCAACUUAUUUUAUGUUGGAAAUUCAUUAUGAUAACCCUGCUAUGCAAAGAGUAAGAGACAAUUCUGGAUUAAGGUUAUUCUACAGUUCAGAUCUUAGAAAAUAUGACAGCAGUAUUUUGGCCACUGGUAUAACACCAACUGGUGUUCAUAUUAUUCCACCAAAACAAAUAAAAUUCACCAGCAGAGCUUACUGUGACAACCAAUGUACAAACUUGAUGUUCCCCGAAACUGGAAUAAAAAUAGUUUCUGUUGGUUUUCAUACACAUUCAGCUGGAAGGCAAGUGCGUUUAAGGCAUAUUAGAGAGGGUAAAGAACUUCAGAUUAUUGCAGAGGAUAAAAAUUUUGAUCCAGGCUACCAACAACCGAAAAAGUUGCCAGAGGAAAUUACUGUAUUACCUGGAGAUGACUUAGUGACAGAAUGCAGCUAUACUACUCUCAAUCGCACAAGACUUACUUUGGGUGGUCAUGCAGUUAAGGAAGAGACUUGUAUGGCUUACCUCUUAUACUAUCCCAGGACUGCCCUGGCCAGCUGCACAAGUAUGACACCUGUUGAUUUCUUCUUUCAAACUUUCGGUGUAAAAGCUUUUUAUAACCAGAAUAUGGAAGAAGUUGAAAAAAUACUCUUGAAGCAAUCUGAAAAAAGGCCUCCUAAGCAUCCCAAGCCACCCACACAAAGCCUAUUCUUUAGGUUUAAUGAAAAGCAAGGUUUCAACAUUGAUGUCAAAAAGCCUUACAUCAACCUUGAAAAUGAUGAUGAUUCUAUCUUCUCAGAACUAGUCAUUGAGAAACCUGAAGAAUUUCAGAAUAGAAGUUUCAUGAGCCAUUUAAAGGAUUUACCUUGGGGUGAAACACUUUUUACUCAGAGGGUGGAAGAGAUAUUUAAUCAAGGAAAAUUCAGGACAUUCUGUCGACUUCAAGACAGUACACCUGCCAUGCCAAGUGGAAUAUACAACUUUCCUAAUGUCUCCUUUAUCAAUUCAACGAGAACAUACUCAUCAUGCAGGAAAGAAAGAGGGGAUGGUAGUUUUUAUGAUAAUGGUUCUGGAAAAGCAAGCUUGUCUCUUUCUCUAGUCUUUGUGAUGGCUACCUUUUACCAAAUUUUUUUAAACUGAUACUGCAAAAGUUCUAAGAAAUCAUCCGACACCAUUUAUUGUAAAUGAAAUUAUAGGAUUGGACACAAAUUUGGGAUAUUUGUCCAUUAGUAUCUGGUUGUAUCACAUCAAAUAUAAUUUUUUAGGAUCGAAUCUAAUUAUAUAAUAGUUUCAUCAAAAUUUAUCCCUGAAUUUGUACAAAUUUAAUCGUCCAAUGAUGACUUUUUUUCACCUUCUAGGAGUUUUUUUUUUGGCAUUUGAACAAAAGUUUAUUACAGUACCUAUUGUCGAGUUUGACUUUGAGAUUACUCCCUUAACUGCUUGCAAAAACAAACCAGUCUUACACAGAUGGAGACCUAAGUAAUUGAAAGUGCCAAUCAGUUGUCCUUCUAAAUAUAUACUAUUAUGUUUCUUUGCAUUUUUCCAUGCAAAAUUCAAAAUUUUUAUUUCAUUGAUGUUUAUGAUCAGUUUAUUGUUCCUGCAAUAUCCAUUUAGAGCAUUAAUUGUUUUUACAAGGUCAGUAUAGGAAAGAAUAGCCAUAUCAUCGGCAAACAAGAGAAACAAUAUUUCAACACAUUCGUUAGUAGGUAUACCUUGUCAGAUAUAUAUAUUGAUUAAUGGUUAAGUUUGCGAAAGUACCCCUCAGUAUCCGAUAAGAAAAAGAGCAUGAGACUCUGUGUCUCUUCCUUUAAUACACCUUCAGUAAUUUUCAACAUUUGUGACAGUCCUCCAGCGGUACCUUUUAUUAUUAUUUAUAUUAUUUGUAUGGGGUUCUUCCCUCAAAAUAAAUUAAUAAAAUAAAAUAAAUAAUCCUCCAAUGAACAGAUUAUUAUAUUAUUAUAAUAAGUAAUUAUUGUAUUGCUUGUGUUGCAAGCUUCCUAAGUAGUUGAGUAGAACUUUUAUUAAUUAGUACAAGAUUUUUAAAAUUUUUAAUCAUUCAGUAAUUUAUAUGGGUAGUGGUUACUGGUGUAAAUCAAUUUUUAACUGUCAAGGUUUUGUAUGGUCAAUCCUGAAUAUUUCAACCAUUAUCAUGCCAGAAAAUUUGUUUUAAAAUAUCCUUCAAAAUUACAAAUUUGUUGUAGUAUAAAGUAAAAUUUUAAUAAUAUCUUCUACUAAAAUUGAUAUUAAUGUGAUACAACCAUAUAUUUUUUUAGAAAUUACAGUUCUUUUUUAAUUAACUAGAAAAACAAAACAAUAAAUAGCAUUUUCCACCAUGAAAUGAUUUUUGGAUAAUGAAAGAUUAUUUUGAUUAUCUGUAAUCUUUCUCAAAAUUGAAAAUUUGUUAGUGUAAAUAAAUUCCUUGUUUGAUAAUUCUCCUCUUAAUCAUGGCUUUAAGUGCCAUUAAACUAAAAAUGACUAGUCUCUGUAGUUAUUAAUUAGUAUUUUACCAAAAUAUGAAUUUAAAAUUAUCUCUAAAUAAUUAGAGACCACAUGUACAUAAAAAAAGAAAACAAAUUAUUUAGAGUGGCCUUAAAACCAUAACUCUUGUCGAAAUGGAUGAUUAUAAUAAGUUUAUGAUUAUAAUCAUUCCAGAAUUUUAAAUCUUAUUUCAAACCAAUACUGAAAUAUGUGAUUGAGAAACAAUCUCUUUGAAAAAGAGAAAAUUUUAACGUCAUAAAUGGAUUUAAUUCUAAAUGAGAAACAGCUGUUAUGGUUUUUAACACAUUAUAUUUAUUUAUGAGCCAAAGACAAAAUCUUUGCACCACAUUAAUUCUAUUUUUACUAUAAGUUGUCCAUAUUUUAUGAAACUUAUUCCUUAUCUUCACUGCUUUUAAAUAUUAAAAAGUAAUUUGUAGCAAAUAGAUAUGUUUUAUAAUUAGGGACUUAUAUAGUUUAUAAGUAUUAUUAUAUAUUUAUAACUGAUUUGUGGGCUGUGAAAUUGAUCAUGUGGUAGUAGUUUAUGUCUAGUUAUAUCUUACUAUUUAUUGAAAAUAUUGUUUGACUUUAUAUUAUUAUUAUUAUUAUUUAGUAGAUUGCACAAGUAUUUGAUCUGUAAAUUAAUAAAUGUUUUUAUAAGUUUGCAU